Lycium barbarum (goji berry) is the source of this 543-nucleotide messenger RNA. RefSeq lists its product as uncharacterized. Lineage: Eukaryota; Viridiplantae; Streptophyta; Magnoliopsida; Solanales; Solanaceae. The record is from RefSeq and is a predicted model, not a curated record. Bases 1 to 543 code for a protein of 180 amino acids. The transcript has a single exon.
AUGAUGAAUGCUCUUAUAUGGAAUAUUAGGUCUGUUAAUACCAUGGAAGCUUUUACAAGGUUGAUAAAACUGAAUCAAAGAUACCAUUUUGGUUUUAUAGGCUUAAUGGAACCUUUUCAAGAUUUAGACAAGAUAGAGGAAUAUAAAAGAAGACUUGGAAUGGAGCAUGCAAUAGCUAAUAUAUCUGGUAAGAUUUGGGCUUUUGUGGAAGAUAUAUUUGACUAUUACAUAAUUGUGGAUCAUCAGCAGCAUUUAACCAUUAAAUUAAGGGUUAGAGGAAAUCAGGAGGAUAUGCUAGUGUCACUAGUGUAUGCAAAGUGUACUCAAGCUGAAAGAUUGGAGUUGUGGGACUCUCUGGAGGAUUUAUCUACCUCAGUUGAUAUUCCUUGGAUGAUUGGGGGUGAUUUUAAUGCAAUAAAUUCAACAUAUGAGAAAUUUGGUGGUCUUCCAGUAACCAUCAAUGAAAUUCAGGAUUUCAGAGGUUGCAUCCAGAACUGUGGAGUAUCAGAUUUGGGAUUUAGUGGCAGUAAAUUUACUUGGUGA